CUACACUUCUCCAAAUCUUCUGCAUUUUUCUGAUUCCAACAACAUCAACAAGAAGAACAAAAUGGAUAACAGAACACGAUUAAGAGUUCAAAACAAGAAGCCAAUCAAGCGCAGCGGAAAGAAACCGUUGGUGAAAAAGUUUCUGGAUUAUCUUAAGUCUGAUACUUUUUUGUAUGCUCCUCUUAUCUCUCCUCAGCCUUGUGGUUUUCCAUCAACCAAUGACUUCAAAGUGGUGGAGCUGAAAAAGCCUGUGAAAAAGAGGCACUGGUUUAAGGAGUAUAUAAAAUCUCAGGGUUAUAUGUAUGAUACUGUUCUUGAGCUUCCUCUUUCACCUCAAGAAUCUCUGAAGGAUGGUAAAGUGAUAACGAAGUAUGUUUCAGCUGGAAGUUCACCGACGAAUGCCAACAAACAACAAGAUAAUGGCUUAGGAAAUAUGAACCGAAGGUCUGAAAACCAUCUUUCUCCAACCUGCCUCUCCGAUCGACUUACUCGGCUACAAAAGGAAAAUGCGAAACACAAUGUGUACCAAACUUGUCGCACAACUUCUGCUUCAGGAAAUGUGACCCUAAACUCACAGUUGAGAGCUCAUACUUGAUGAAAUCCUUUGGAUAUAAAUGUGAACAUACAUGAUAAUAACCUAUACAGGGUGUAGUUUUAAGUGUUGAGUGUUCAUAAUCAUAUCAUGAAUGUAUUUAGAAUUUCACUAGUUGUUGACUUUGUCUUUUGAUAGAAUAUUUUAAUGUUAAAUUUGUAUUAACUUGUUUUGAUAUGCUUUACAUGUAAUGUAUAAGUUGUUUGAAUUGAACUAAUUCCCCUGGUUAAAGUCUCUA
Vicia villosa (hairy vetch) is the source of this 830-nucleotide messenger RNA. RefSeq lists its product as uncharacterized. Bases 62 to 595 code for a protein of 177 amino acids. The record is from RefSeq and is a predicted model, not a curated record. The transcript has 4 exons. NCBI's taxonomy places the organism in Eukaryota, Viridiplantae, Streptophyta, Magnoliopsida, Fabales, Fabaceae.